Messenger RNA from Pelodiscus sinensis (Chinese soft-shelled turtle), 1089 nucleotides. The record is from RefSeq and is a predicted model, not a curated record. Lineage: Eukaryota; Metazoa; Chordata; Testudines; Trionychidae.
UCUGCAGCAGCUGAGAAUGAAGUCGCCGCCCGCGCCUGACCUGGAGACAGAGCCAGCAGCCGCUGACCCCAGGGAGGCAGGAGCGCGCCCGCAACCCCGGCAGAGAUCUGCAUUCACUGAAGGCUCUCGAUCUGGCCAGACUUCCACCUUCUGGAUCUGUAAUCGAAAGAGCAAGAGUCCAAGGGCAGAGAAGGGGGAGAGAGGAGAAGAGAGGACAGCAGCCAUGAGCUACAUCAUUCGACCCUGGGCUCUGAGGGACCUGAAGGAUCUUGUGCGGCUGAUUCAGGAAGCUGCAGCAUUUCACAAGGCUUUGGAUCAGGUCAAAACUACCCCCAAAGCGCUGAGGGAGGACGGCCUCAGGACGCACCCCAAAUUUGGCUGUCUGGUUGAGGAAGUUCCCCCUGAGCAGAGGAGCAAAGAGGGUCACACGAUUGUCGGGUACCAGUUCCACUACUCCAGCUACUGCACAUGGGAAAGGUGGAUCCUUUUCGGUGAAGAUCUGUACGUGAUGCCGGAGUUCAGAGGCAGAGGAAUCGGCACCAGUUUAUUGAACCAAGUGGCCAAGAUUGCGCUGGCCUCUGGGUACACCCAGUUCCGGUUCAUGUCAGCCAAUUGGAACCAGCCUGCCACGGCAUUCUACGAGAACCUGGGGGCAGUGAACGUGUCGGCAAGGGACAGCUGGAAUGUGUGGCACAUGGAGGGUCAGCGGAAGAUAGCAGCAUGGGUUACACAGUGAAAUGCUGCUACCAGGAGGCAGCUGGGGAGAAGACACACCUGAUUUAAUCCACCAGCCCUCUCUCCCCUCCCAAAGCCAGCUGCACUGAUCUAACCCACCAGACCCCUUCCCUGAACCAGGGAGAGAAACCAGGAAUCCUGCAUAGUCAGUACUGCCUGCUGCCAGAAUUUGACUCUGAGCUGUGUCCACAUCUGGACUCUGUGCUGGCAACAGAUGGCGCCCCCUGGGAGUGCCACAGAGUGUGAUCUGUCAUGGGGUAGCAGGGCUCCUACGGCUUUGAACCCUCGUCAAUAAACAACAGUGUCAACUCGCCUGUGACUGAUUCUGUUUUGGGGGUGAGGGUGUAACUUUCC